Messenger RNA from Eutrema salsugineum, 627 nucleotides. Its product is annotated as RING-H2 finger protein ATL64. The transcript has a single exon. Bases 91 to 498 code for a protein of 135 amino acids. Gene Ontology annotation, biological process: protein ubiquitination. NCBI's taxonomy places the organism in Eukaryota, Viridiplantae, Streptophyta, Magnoliopsida, Brassicales, Brassicaceae. The record is from RefSeq and is a predicted model, not a curated record.
AGCUUCUGGUUCGUUCUUCAAUUGUUACUAAUUGAAAACUAUAUUUUUGUUUUGCUCCAUAAGCUUUUCUUUUUUUUUUAAAGAUUUUGGAUGAUGUUGGCUCAAGCUGUCUUUAGAUUCUUACAUAUCAUAACCGAUUUCAUAUUCAUUGCUUUCGUGGCUGUCUUCUCUCUGCGUCUCUUCUUAAGAUUUGCAGCUUUCCUCGUCAGACGUCCCUGGCGUCGCCACCGCACAUUCACGGCGGCAACGAACGAUCGCUCGUCUCCGCCGUUCUGCGCCGUGUGUCUACAAGAGGCAGAGGAAGGAGAGAAGAUGAGGCGAUUGACGAAGUGUCGUCACUGCUUCCACGCCGAAUGCAUCGAUCCAUGGCUCGGUGAAAUGUCGACGUGUCCGUUGUGUAGAGCUGAGAUUCCUCCUUUACCGCCGGAGAAUCCUCUGCUCUUACUGUUUGUUCCGGCCGGUGUGAUCGAUUUAUUCAGCAACAAAGAGUUUCGAUGAACCAUCCCCGUCAGAUUCUACGUAUUCUCUAAUUUCGAAUUCAAUGUUUCCUGAUUGACAACAUGAUUUGAUGAUUUUCUUGUAUAAAAUAAAAUUUUAAGAAAUUUUAAAUAAAUCGAGGCCUUUACU